This is a messenger RNA of Pezoporus occidentalis (night parrot), 10634 nucleotides long. Its product is annotated as chondroitin sulfate proteoglycan 4-like. The coding region runs from base 451 to 7581 and encodes 2376 amino acids. Gene Ontology annotation, biological process: anatomical structure morphogenesis. Lineage: Eukaryota; Metazoa; Chordata; Aves; Psittaciformes; Psittacidae. The record is from RefSeq and is a predicted model, not a curated record. The transcript has 10 exons.
AAAUUCUGCAUUACAGACGUCUAGGAGAUUUCUUAAUGGGCAUGGGAAAGCUAGCUAAGAUUUAGAUUCCCAAAGGGCUUUUGGUGAAGUUUGACAUCAAAUGCUUUUGAGGAGCCACUGGAUGGAAAUGCAGGGCUAUGCAUAUUAAAUAAUGGUUUAAAAGAUGGGAGAAAGGGAUGAAUAUAGGAGGAAAGUUACCAGAGAGUUUCUAGUGAUUUGGUCUUAGAAUCUUUGGUCUUGUGUUUUUCAGUAUAGUAAUAACAAGGAUGGUAAAGGCAGUGAGUAGUCAAAUGAGGAAGUUUGCUGCUGUUACUGUUUUUCAAGGCAGAAAAGAGGGGAGGAGAGUGAAGGAAGUCUGCACAGAACUGCGUGACUGGCCAACAGGGCAGCAGGGGUGGUUGUUGGAGGCUGCAUGCAGGAAGCAAGAGGAAACUUCAGCCUGGAAAAGAGAUGGUAUCAUUUUAUGGUGAUAGCUUUGUGGAGUUGAACAUGGUAGAAGUAUCCUCUCAGAUAUCCUUACAGUUACGGUUUCGAACAAGCAAGCCAAAUGGACUGCUUUUUCUUGCAGCUGGGAAGAAGGGUUAUUGUUUAAUGGAGCUACAUUCAGGAUACUUAGAGUUGAGAAUAAACUUUGGCAUGGGGGAACGAGUACUGCAUUCUCAGCAAAGAUCUCAGCUGAACGAUUUAGCUUGGCACCUGGUUGAACUACAUCAUGAACAUGACAAUGUCACAUUGGUAAUUGAUAAGCAGGAUACAAGUAGUGCAAAAAUGCCUGGAAUUUUCUAUGAAUUAAGUAUUGAUUAUGGAUUCUACAUAGGUGGUACUAGUAAACUUGAUGUUCCCUACCUUGUUGAAGCACUACCUAGUUUCCGAGGAUGCAUUGAUGAUGUAUCAUUCAAUCAGCUAGACAUUCUGAAGCCUCUGAGACCUUCUCCUGGCUUUAAAAAUGUCCAUGAAGUUUCAGUGGGAUGCAGUGAUGAAUUCUUUGCAGGCGAAGAUGAACCCAUUAGUUUCUUCAGUUCCAGAUCCUAUGUUUCUUUCCCAUCGUGGAAUGUUGAUGAUGAGGGUAUCUUGGAGUGUACAUUGCAAACCUCAGCCACACGUGGCUUGCUGCUUUACCAUGCUGGGCAAGUGGGAGAUUUCAUUGCAAUGGAAAUGGAAAAUGGACUAAUUAAAGCCCAUGUUGGAAAAUUUAGAAGUAGAACCCAGCUUUCCUCUCAUAAGUCAGUCAAUGAUAGUCACUGGCACUACAUCAAACUGAAAUUUACUGCAGAAUAUUUGCAGCUUACACUGGAUGAAGAAACUGUGAAAAAAUCAUUGCCUCCCUACACUAAGCUGCCGCUUCUGGAGGGGUCUCUCUUUGUAGGUGGUGUAGAUGACAGCACACGAUCAGAAGUGGUUAAGUUAGGGCUAGUCUCGGUGUCUGGGAAGUACGCCAGAGGAGGAUCCUUCAAAGGUUGCAUACGAGACCUGAAAACCAAUUCAGAAAAGAAAUCGCUUAAGAAUGUUCUGGUAACAAAGGACAUUUCAGCUGGAUGUGAAACAAAGAGUGCUUUUAAUACAAACCUUUCUUUAGAGAUGGCUGGGAACAGCCCUACUGUGAAAGCAGCCCCAACAUUUGCCAUUUCCUCUGAAAGCUCUGUCUUUCUGGGCAAGGAAGACAAAAGCCACCUUUUAGUUCUUAGUAACUUGAUUGUGCUUGAGGGUGGACAAGCUUCACUUGAAUCUAAACAUAUUGAAGUCAACUUAGACUUUCAGAAAUUAGGUAUUCAUCUAUCACAAAUUGUUUUUGAAAUUAAAAAAACACCCUCUUAUGGAAACUUGAAACUAGAUCUUGAGCCAGCGCAGGAGGUAAAUACAUUUACUCUGCAGGACAUACGGCAAGGAAAGAUUCUUUAUGUCCAUGAUGGCUCUGAGGGCACUUAUGAUUAUUUUAAUUUCUCCAUUUCUACCAGCAGGGAGAAGAUUGUGCCUCCAUAUUUGCAAGGAAGUGAGCAGCAUGUGUUUAGCAUUACUGUCACUCCAGUAAAUGAUGCACCUGAAAUUAUACUUCCCAAGGGAAACUUGCUUCUUCUCUUGGAGAACUCAAAGAAACGUUUGACUAGUGACCUGAUAAAAGUUCUAGAUAAGGAUACAGCUCCUGUUGGUCUGAGUCUUUCAGUGCUUGGAAAUCUGAAUGCAGAUGUAGGGUAUUUAGAAGAUUCAAAGCAUCCUGGAAAAGCUAUUACUACUUUUUCUAAUGAGGACUUAAGAGAAGGCACUGUUUUCUUUGUCCACACAGGCAUCAAGAACUCAAGGAUUGUUCUGAGGGCAAGUGAUGGUGAGAAGGUGAGCAACACUGUUGUGUUACGCGUCAUGGCAGUUCCAUUGGAUUACAGAGUUGUUAACAAUUUGGGAAUAAAACUACUCCAAGGUGUUACAGCUCUGAUCACACCUAGGCAUCUGGCAGUUGAAACAAAUGCCAACCUCCAGGAGCUGGAGAUCCGCUACAAGAUCACAGAGCCACCCCAGUUUGGGGAAGUCCAAAGGCAGCAUUCAAGCGGGGAAUGGAAGCGAGUCAGCUCUUUUUCUCAGCGCUCUCUUGAGCGCAGCCGUGUGAGAUACUGUAGCACUUUUAAAGAAAUACAGCUGGGAAAUGUUACUGACCAAUUUAAAUUCAAAGUUAGCAUAGGAAACACAAUGAGUGAAGAGCAUGUGUUUCCAAUCAAAGUGAAAUGGUUGAGAUACAGUUUAUCGAAACAUGCUCCUCUAGAAAUUGAAAAAUCAAAGAAGUACUUGAAUUCAGAUAAUCUUUUUGCUGUGAUUGUGGAUCUAGAAAUACCAGAUCAUGAGCUUAAUUUUAAAUUGCUAUCCCUACCAAAGAAUGGGCAGAUACUACUUAAUGACCAGCCUUUGGAAAAAGGUUCAGUCUUUAGCCAGAAAGAUAUUAUGGAUCAAAAAGUGGCAUAUGAAUUAAACUGCAGAUAUCAUGAAGAUAACAUUGAUUCAUUUCAGUUCCUUAUUUCUACAAAGUAUCUGGAAUCAAAUGUAUACAGCUUUGAAGUCUACAUCAAAUCAUAUCUCAGAAACAUCAUUUUGACUAACAAUGGCCUUAGAGUUACUGAAGGUGAAGGAGAGUUAAUAACAAACACAGAGCUGUUUGUGCAAACACCAGAUAAUAAAACUUUCCAGUAUAAAGUUGUACAGUUUCCUAAACAUGGGAAAUUAAAACUCAUUAAUUUUUCAGGCUCAUUUGAAAGCAAUGACAAUCUCACUACUUUCACUGACAAAGAUAUAACUAAUAAGCAUCUUAUGUAUGUGCAUGACGAUUCAGAGACAGUGUUUGAUGAAUUUCUUGUCAGAGCUUUGAGUUCCAGUGAAGAGUCAGGAAACUGGACAAACCUGGAUCCUGAAGCAGAACCUUUGUCAGUAGAAAUUAGAUUCAACAUUUCUGUCCAGCUGAAGAAUGAUGAGAAACCAGUACGUGUAAUUGAUAAGAUAUUUAACAUAGUGAGAGAUGGGCAGCGAUUAUUGACUUUGGCAGAUCUUUGCUAUCAUGAUCCUGAUUCUGAUUUUGAUGAUGGACAGUUGCUAUAUACUAGACGUGGCAUUUCCAAUGGAGAGUUGGUGCUAACAAAUGAUACUUCACAUAGACUCUACCAAUUCAGACAAGUGGACCUGGAGCAAAAGCAAGUCCUGUUUAUACACCGUGGUGCGGAUUUUGGGCGUUUUGUGCUGUUUGUGACAGAUGGCAAACACUACACCUCUUUGCUUCUAGAAGUUAGUGCCGCUGAUCCUUAUGUUACUUUGGCAAAUAAUACAGGCUUGUUGGUUCAGAAAGGGAAAGAGGAAACUGUUACAACAGCUAACCUAAGUGCUAUUACAAAUCAAGAUAUAAGAAACGAUCAUGAGUUUACAUAUGAGAUAUUCUCUUUCCCAAAAUAUGGAAGAAUAUAUGUAAAUAAUGUGUUGAUGGAUACCUUUUCUCAACUUGAUCUGAUAAAGGGGUAUGUGACCUACAGGCAUGAUGACAGCAGCAAUUUUAUUGACACAUUUAACUUUACGGUCCAUGCUGGAGAUGCCCAUCUGGAUGCUGGAGUGCAUGUUCGCAUAUAUUUGGAAAGUCAGCAGUGGCCACCAACAGUUGUGAACAAAAACAAUCUCUUGGUUGAAGAAGGAAAACCAGUUAAAAUCAGUAAAGGAAAGCUUCAAGUUGUUCAUGAAAACAGUUCUCCAUCUGAGAUUGUGUUCACAGUAAGACAGUUUCCAGUGCGUGGCUACAUUCGGAAGUUUUCCUCCGAAGAAAGUUAUCUCGGUGCUGACCAAAGGCCAGUUUUGAGCUUCACACAGCAAGAUGUUGAUGAGGGCAAAGUUCAGUAUGUGCAGACAGUUCCUGACCAACUAGCUGACCGUUUUUCUCUGGAUGUGACUAACGGUGUCCGAACAGUGAGUGGAAUAGAGGUCUCCGUAGACAUCAUCCCCAGAACGAUUCCACUGGAAGUACAGAACUUCACUGUGAUUGAAGGGGGCUCUAAAGCUUUGGUGGAAGACUAUCUCAAAAUUUCUAGUAGACACUUUGUUGGACUCAGCUGUGAAUUUGUUUUAAUUGAGCAGCCAAAACAUGGGUAUGUCGAAAACUCUCAUGUUCCCGGAGUAAAGUUAGCCACAUUUACCAGAAAACAGGUGGAACAAGAAUUAAUCUACUAUGUUCAUGAUGACAGUGAAGAACUAAUGGACAAUUUUACUGUGAUAGUGAAUAACACGGAAUUAUGGAAACAAAGCUUGCCCAAAACUGUGUUUAUAACAGUUACUGCAGUAAAUGAUGAAGCUCCUGUUAUAAAAGUUAACAGAGUUCUUCAGGUCUGGGUGGGUUCAGUCACAGAAAUAACUAUUGAUGACCUCUGUGCAGAAGACAAGGACUCCUCACCAUCAGAACUCAUAUAUUCCGUUACUCCACCUAGCAAUGGGCACUUGGCUCUGAAGUCUUCUCCAAACAAGAGCAUCCUUAGUUUUACCCAGGCUCAUAUAAUUGAAGGGCAGCUAGUAUUUGUGCACAAUGGAGCAGUGUCUGGAGGCUUCAACUUUCAGGUGACAGAUGGUUUGAACUUUGUACCUCGCCAGAUUUUUAGCAUAGCAGCUCAGACACUAGUCAUUACCCUUGAAGUAAACAAAGGACUUGGAGUCUUCCCAGGUUCCAGGAAGCCUAUUUCACGACAUGAUCUGAAAGCUGUAACCAGUGAUGUGACCAAUGCAGGAAACAGAACCAUAACUUUUAUGAUUGUAACCUCCCCAAAACUUGGAAGGCUGAUCAGAGUAAAUUCUGAUAAUACUACUCAGGAAAUCCUCAGUUUUACGCAGUCUAUGGUGGAUGAAGGUGUGAUCAUGUAUGAGCACUUACAUGGUGAGUCAGCUGGCUGGAGUGCAGAAGAUUUCUUCACAUUUACUGUCUCCUCUCCACCAUCAGCUCUGGACCUACACGUGUUCCAUAUUGUUAUUUCAUAUGAAAUUACAACGCAUGAUCAGAACACUCGUUUUCUGGCAAAUACAGGUGCCACAGUCCAGGAGGGAGGUAGAGUAUUAAUCAACAGAACAAAUCUAGAUGCUUCAAAUCUAUUGGUUAAGCUACCUAAGGUGCAGCGCUCCACAUAUGAAGUCUGGUAUCAAGUUAUAUCUUUACCCCAACAUGGUGUGGUAGUUGCUGGAGAAAGAAACAUUACCAAAGAAAAACCCAACUUCUCCCAAUAUAUAUUGAACAAAUUUGGAAUUGUGUACAUACAUGAUAAUUCUGAAUCACUUAAGGACAAUUUCACUUUUGCUGUUUGGUUAAACCUAAAGAGCAAGUCUGUGACAAAGCCCCAUGGCGAAGUUUUAGAAGAGACAUUUAAUAUCACAGUUGUUCCAGUGAAUGACCAAGCUCCAGAACUGAAGACUAAAAGGCUGCACUUGAAAGUCUUGCAGGGAGAUGUGUCAGUGCUGGGGUCAGAGCAUCUGAAAGUUGAAGACCUAGAUAACGCCCCAGUUGAGCUCAAAUACACCAUUGUUAAUAACCCCAAUAAUGGUUAUUUAGCAAUGAAAAGCAAUCUCAGUGUCUCUAUAAAUGAUUUCACACAAGCUGAUGUUGACAGUGAUAAAGUUUGGUUCGUACAGGAUGGAAGUUCAUCUUCUGGGGUGUUUUAUUUCAGUGUGACUGAUGGUAAGCAUCGCCCUUUAUACAAGCUAUUCAGUCUUGAAGUCAUACCAAUCACUCUUGUCCUGGUCAACCUGACCAGUGUUGCGCUUCCACAGGGCCAGACAUCUGUCACUAUUACUAAUGUACAGCUUUCAGCUGUCACAAAUGGAAAAAGCACUAAUAUCAUAUAUGAAAUAACUCAGCCGCUCAAAUACGGGCACCUGAUGAUUGGAAAUGAACAGGUUACUAAAUUUGAGCAGGCAGAUUUGUACUCAGGAAAGUUGUGUUACCACUUGACAAACCUCACUGCGUCCAAAGAAGUACUAGAGUUUAUGCUUUUCACUACAGAAUGCAAUCUAACAGGACAAGUGCUGAACAUCACAGCGAAGCCUUUAGUACAAGUUGUAUCUGACAUGCAGAUUUCAAAUCAAGCAGCUUAUAAAUUCAGAAGCAGUGACCUGGAUGCUUCCGAGCUAGCUAAUUUGACAAAUAGCAAUCCUAGAUUUGAAGUGAUAGUGCCCCCAUCUCAUGGAAGGAUUGUAAAGAAAAGGUUUGUGAAUGAUGUAGUGUUCGAAGACAUUCAGACAUUCACCCAGGCUGACAUUGAUAGCGGUGUUGUGCUUCUAGACGUCGAUACGAAUAUGACGGGCAUUGAUCUGUUAAAUGACUCAUUCACAUAUAUACUUAGGGCAGAUGCUGUGCAGCCUGCUGUUGGCUGUUUUCAGUAUUCCAUUGUGCCACACAGUCCCCCACUUGUGCAGGGUUUUACAACUGAAGUGCCUUCCAUAACCAGCAUGACCACUUUAAAGGUUCACGCUACCUCAAAGGACAAGGGAGCAGCCCUUUUUCAGAAUGAAGAGCCUACAGCAGCACCACAAAAGACUGAACCAACCAUGUGGCCAGGUCAGAAUCGCUGGGGAAAUCUACAUGAAGAAGGUCCAUUGCUAAAUCUGGCAGUGGGAACAAGUGGAUCUGCAGGGACUAAGACCACAACCCAGGGUAAUGCCAGGAGUCCCAGAGAUCAGGCAGGUCAAAGUAGCAACCGUUGGUACAUCAUUAUCCCCCUAGUCCUGUUGUCUGUGCUGCUCAUUGCUGCUGUCAUUUCUGUGUGCAUUUUGCUAAUGUGUCAGAAGAAAGAGAAGAAAAAAACACUUGUCAAAAGUCAAACAACCACAGUCCUCAGUAGUCCAGAUCGAUGUCUGGAACGGAGCUUGACUGUACCCAGCGUCACAGUGACUACUCUCUGGAAGGGUGUUGAAAGAAAUACAGCCUCACCAUUCAUGGCCAUAAGACAUGAACAGCUGCUUCCUGCAGUAGUUUCUCUCACUGUAGAACAGUCUCCUCAAAACAGCUGGUUAAACCUUGAUCCUGAAAUGAUCCAGUACUGUCGAAAAACAAACCCAGCUUUGAAGCACAAUCAAUACUGGGUGUAGUUACAGCAAAUUUUGGUCAUGCUGACUGAUGUAAUAUGGAAAAGACAGCAUACAUUGUUCAUGAGUAAUUUGUUGUUUAUUACACUUAUUUAUUAUAGGUCAAGUGAUGCACUGUUUGCUAGAUGAAAUCCACAUCCCUGUGAAAUAAUAAUAAAAGUGUUACUGAUCACAGUAGAUAAAGUAAGAUUUCCAGUUGGUACUUCAAUGCAGAAUUUGGCCCUAUAGAUUUUGACUGCACCUUGUUUAUGCAAUAUUUUUAGUGUUGCAAGUGUAAAACAGAAUGUUCUGUCAUAGAUUAUAUUAUUUUUAUUAUAAUGACUUUUUGAAGAACCAAGUUUGCUAUAAAAGUCUGGUACUUUUUCCUGAACCACCACUUCUAUUUGAAGAACUUUCAACUGUUUCUAUAUGUAAUUGCCAACAUCAAGUUGUCGAGGUGCUAAUCUCAAUAGUGUAAUUUUGACCCAAAGGCUCUUCAGACACCAAUAUUAAAGAAACAGAGAUGUUAUUAUUUUGACAAGUAUUCAUCUGGGACACAGAACUGAAAGUCUAGAAUUCAAUUCAGCAGUAACAGUAGAUGCGGAUUCCAGUAAAUUACUCUUGCUGUGAGAUACUUGUUUUUUUUUUCUCUUACUUGAUACUGAACUGUAGCCUUUCAUGUCUGCAAACUGGUAAAAUGUACCCAUGACUCCUAAUCCACAUGGCAAAAACUGUGUCUCUGCCAGUCAGCCUGUCAGCUGCGUUACCUUUAGGCUUAGGUUAUGUCUGGAAGUAGACAUCAAAACACUUAACUGAGGUGUGUUGUCAUCCUGGUCAUACCAGAGAGGGACAAAUCAUGGCAACUGCUGGGGCUUGGCCUACACUUACAGAGCCUUGUUCAACACCAUCCAGCACCUUCAAAGAGAAAAAGAUGUCUCUGGAUCUGAUGGUAAAGCAACAGACAACGCAGCUACUCCAACUCCAAAUACAGCACUGCACCAGCUACUAAGAAGGAGACAAAUGACUGCUACUGCUGAACCCAGGACACCUCCUCAUGACAACAGGCUAAAUUCUGCCUUCAGUAAAACAAACACAGCUCUUUCUGGAGUCUGGUAGUUCAAGCAGAUAACGGUAGAAUCAAGUCUUCUGUUGCAUCCUGUUGUAUGUUGGGGAGCUACUUAAAGAAACAAUUCUGCAAAGAAGUAUGUAUACCCUUCUGAAGUUUUAGAAGUUACACUUCACCUCCAGAACGCAUGUGCCUUACACACUAUGACAAGUCCUACCUAUUCUAAUUCUUCUCUGGUGGUAAAAUGUGCAAUAAUUGCCCUGCUAAGGGAGUUUUUUUCUGUUUCUGGGAGUCCAAGUUCAAUAGUGAUGUGCAGUCUCCAGUUAAGGUCCGGUCUUUUUUCCACUGAGAACAACAACAAAAUUCUUGUUGACUUCAGAGAAUGAACUGACUUCAAGUGAAUGUUCCUCACUAGCCACUGAACAUAAUCUAUUUUUGUACUUUUGCAUUCCUACAGCUUCCAGUUAGCUUUUCUGUAAAAACACUGUGCUCAGUAUGAGGAUGCAGUCUCAGCACUGCAGUCACUUAGUUAACACUGGAAUUUUUAUUUUGAGCCUAGGUACUGCAGAUUUUGAUUUUAUAGAACAGAUGUAUGGGCCUUUACAUCCUUGGUGCUAUUCAUUUCACACUACUUUGUUUUGGAUGAUUUUUUGUUGUUGUUGAUGAUUACCUGUGUUUAUAUCAUUUAUAUAUUUUAAAUUUUUACCUGUGAGGAGGGCUGCUUACUGCUGUAUUCUGGGAGCUAAACACAGGAGCAGUGGGGACAGUCUUUCUCACCUUUACCACCUCUGCCAUAAUUGUUGUGCAUUUUGAAGCAGUGCAUUUUUCAGAGCCCACUUCAAGGACAGCAUUCCAUGUCACUGGAAAAUAUGCAAGCCACAUUUUCGGCUCCAAGUGGAACACUAGAAACUAAAGAUACAAACCCUUUAUAAGCUCAAGCUAAAGUGUAUUUGAACACUUUUUGUAUUUCUCUGUCAUUACCAUAUUUCCCUGAUGCCAGUAUGAGCAGAUUUGAAUUCAAGCAGUAUAUAGCCAGUGUAAAAGGCUUAGGGUUUUCAGGUGCACUGCUGCAGAUCUGUGCUUCAGACCUUUUCUGCUUUUCCAAACAAAAUCAUUGGGACUGUUUCUGGAAACUCAUCCAGAGAAGUGGUGCUGCCAGCCCCCACAGGGACACCCCAACAUCUUUUGUAGAGGUGCAGCUGUACAUCUCUUUACUGUUCUCUAAGACCACCAAUUCUGCUACUACCGAGAACACAGCAGUUUCUUCCAGAUCUCAGCUGUCAGCAGCAGUCUGCCUCUGAUGCCUUCUAGCCCGUAGCAGGAGCCUGAUCCCUUUACGCCUCCUCCAAAGCCUCACUCCAAGAAGGAGUAAAGCAUUAUAAUCCCUACACUUUCCUGACACUUAAAGAAGCCCAUCUCACAUUUCCCUCCUUCUGAGACCUUCCUGUCACCAGCAAAAGAGGUGUCAUACGCCAGUGCCUACCAGGAGACCAAGUGAUAUGCUUCUAAUUUAGUACUAAAAUAGUGUAGUGCUAAAUGCUGCUGGAGUGGUGACCAAAUCCACUAUUGACAAUUUGCUGAAUGUGUUGUUGUAAAGACAGGUGUGCCAAAGUUGUGGUGCUCUGUGUGCAGUGGGGAUGAAACAUAUCUGCUGUAGUGCUGGCAGUGGUAAAAAUGAGACCAUGACAUACUAGCAACUGAGUUGAAAAAACAGCAAUGCGAUUAGAAACACAUAAUAGAAUGGGCAUUCUUAAAUUUCAGCAUUCGCAUGCUCUGAGCAAAAAAUUGUACAUCAAAAAUACAGAAAAGAUGGUGUGUUGGCUUUUUGGCUCCAGCUGAAUGGGCUGAACUCUUGUUCUCCAGAAUUGGAGAACAUUCUCCAGAAUGAUUCUGGUUAACAACAGGUGUUCAUUUCAAGUAGAUCAGGCAUUAUGGAAUUGUAUUUUAAACAUUGAGGUUUGGGGUUUUGUUCGUUUGUUUUUGUUUUUUUGUUUGUUUGUUUGUUUUUUAU